Messenger RNA from Salarias fasciatus (jewelled blenny), 4282 nucleotides. RefSeq names its product ADAM metallopeptidase with thrombospondin type 1 motif, 13 (gene adamts13). Gene Ontology annotation, biological process: proteolysis; extracellular matrix organization. Bases 1 to 4188 code for a protein of 1395 amino acids. The transcript is spliced from 29 exons. The record is from RefSeq and is a predicted model, not a curated record. Gene Ontology annotation, molecular function: metalloendopeptidase activity. Lineage: Eukaryota; Metazoa; Chordata; Actinopteri; Blenniiformes; Blenniidae. Gene Ontology annotation, cellular component: extracellular matrix.
AUGAAUUUUAUGGCUCUGUUCUUUUCUCUGCUGCUACUGUGGCCUGGCCUCACCGCUCUAAUGACUUCUCCAUUGGACGAGCCUUUUCAUCACUUUACCAGUGGAACAGACAGAACUUCAGACAUCAGUGCCUCUCCUGAUGCCUCAGCCAGUGGCCGACUUCGUCGCUCACCUCUAAUGCCUGAUAUCACCCAUUUGGAGCUGCUGGUGGUGGUUGGACAAGACGUCCAGCAGGUCCACAAACAGGACACAGAAAGAUAUGUCCUCACUAACCUCAACAUCGCCUCAGAGCUGUUGAGAGACAUGACCCUGGGUGCCAACAUGAGGGUGCACCUGGUCCGCAUGAUCAUUCUGUCAGAGCCAGAGCCAGAGAUCCAAUUGUCUGACAACAUCACGUCUUCUCUCAGAAGUGUGUGCGACUGGGGCAGAAGGAUCAACCCCUCUAAUGACACAGACCCGCUGCAUGCUGAUCUCCUGCUGUACAUCACUCGAUACGACCUGGUGCUGCCUGACGGGAACAAGCAGGUCAGAGGAGUGGCACAGCUGGGCGGCGCCUGCUCCCCUGACUGGAGCUGCGUGAUCACAGAGGAUACGGGCUUUGACCUCGGGAUCACCAUCGCUCAUGAAAUUGGCCACAGUUUUGGAAUCAACCACGACGGAGUGGGAAACACGUGCAGGAGGAGCGGGUUCAUGAUGGCUUCUGAUGGAGGCUACAACAGUGUGGAUUUGACCUGGUCCCCCUGCAGCAGACAGCAGAUUUCCACAUUCUUCAGUGAAAGGAAAGCGGAAUGUGUGAAAGACCUGCCUGCACUGGGAGGCUCCCUACAGGACUGGAAACCCGGGCUUUACUAUGGAGUUGAUGAUCAGUGUCGAAUUGCUUUUGGGAGCACUGCAAGAGCCUGCUCCUUCACCAAUCCUGAUCUGCCAGCAUGCCGAGUCCUGUCCUGCCACAUUAAUCCCGAUGAUGACAGCUCGUGCAAACGCCUCCUGGUCCCAUUACUGGACGGCACAGAAUGUGCUCCUAAUCAAUGGUGUCUGAAGGGACGCUGCGUCUCCCCGGAUGAUCUCGGCUCAUCUGUGGUGGUGCACGGCUCCUGGUCCAGCUGGUCUGAAGGUUCCCCCUGUUCACGGUCGUGUGGUGGAGGGGUCACAUUCCGCACGAGGCAAUGCAACAACCCCAGACCUGCUUUUGGAGGGAAAGGCUGUGAUGGUCCAGAUAUUGAGGCUGAACUUUGUCACCAGCACCCCUGUGAGCGCAAUCAGAUGGACUUUAUGGCAGAACAGUGUUCCCAGACAAAUCCCCAACCGCUCCACCUGCUGCCACACACUGCCUCCUUCUACACUUGGAUUCCUGCCCUCGGCUUCGCACAAGGGGAUGAGCAGUGCAGGUACAUGUGCCAGUCAGAGGGAGAAAACUUCAUUGUGAGCCGUGGCUCUCAGUUUGUGGACGGCACUCGCUGUGAGUCACCCAGCCGACCCUCCUUCGGUAUUACCGCUGCAUGUCUGCGAGGGAAAUGCCAGCUGUUUGGCUGCGAUGGUGUGCUGCACUCUGGGAAAGUGAGAGAUGUGUGUGGUGUGUGUGGUGGAAAUGGAUCAUCCUGCAGUUUGACAUCUGGCUCCUAUAGCGGUGGUCAGGCUAAAGAGUACACCACAUUUGCCUCGCUGCCAGUGAAUGCCACACAGGUUCAGAUUGUCAACAGAGCUCCUCUCUUCACUCACAUGGCCGUGAAGGUAGGGGGUCGGUACAUUGUGUCAGGAAUGGGCAGCAUUGCACUGAAUACGACCCAUCCCUCCCCACUGGAUGAUAACCGUCUGGAGUACCGCCUCCACCUCACGCCCGACCUCCUGCCUGAGACGGAGGAGCUGCUGCUUCCAGGGCCGCUGCAACAUGAGAUGAACAUACAGAUCUAUCGCAAAUAUGGGAAAGAAUAUGGAGAGAAAACAAAUCCAGACGUUAGCUACCAGUUUUAUGUCCCCAGCAUUAACAGUGAUUUGACAGACAUAAACCUUAAAGGCAAAUGGGCUGUUUUUACAACGCCCUGCUCUGUGUCUUGUGGAUCAGGUGUGCAGAAGCAUUUAUAUGUAUGUGUUGACAAAGACACUAACAACCAUUUGGAUGAGCACGGCUGUGAAAUGCCUCGUCCAGCUGAACCAUCCCACACUCCCUGUCAGCUCGCACCGUGUCCCCCGAGGUGGGAGGUAGGGGCGUUCGGGCCUUGUAGCGCCUCCUGUGGUGGUGGAGAGAGGCUGCGUCCUGCAAGAUGUAUCCAGCAACAUGCGGCUGAUGUGGUGCUGGUCCCAGAUUCUGAGUGUCCAGUCGAUACAGCGCCACACACUGUUGAAAAAUGCAACCUGCAACACUGCCCUGCCAGAUGGCGUGUGUCAGAGCCAGGGGACUGCUCAGCAGUGUGUGGGCCAGGAGAAGCAAAACGCUCAGUGACGUGUGUUCGGCCAGAAAAUGGCGAGGAUGUUGAAGUGGAUCAAAGCUUCUGCUCGGGGCAGAUCAAACCACUUGAUUCUGUGCCCUGCGUUGUGGAUGUUUGUCCCAUUGGGUGGGAGUCCAAAGCAGAGGAAAAUCCCGUUCUAAAGACUGGUCUGUUGCCACGCUCCAAGCAGGCUCCGGUGUAUGUGUGGAGCCCUGUUAUCAGCCAGUGCUCAAAGACAUGCGGCAAUGGAACUUUAGAGGUGUGGUUCUCUUGUGUGGACCACCAGUCCAGGCUGGGAGUGCCUGAUUUUCACUGUGAUGCUUCAACUAAACCCCUUCCUACGUCGGACACUUGCAACACCUCUCCCUGCCCUCCUGUGUGGCGCUCCAAGCAAGGAGUCUGCAGUGUAACAUGUGGAGGAGGGGUGGCUAAAAGGGUGCUGUACUGUGCUAGAGGAGCAGAAGGGGAGGAGGUGGUUGUGGAGGAUUCACAGUGUAGUGACUUUCCCAAACCCACAGCAGUGGUUUCAUGUAACACAUUCAACUGCCCUGCAAGGUGGAGGGUAUUUCAGACGCUGCCCUGCUCUGUGUCCUGUGACCUGGGCGUAGCUCAGAGGGUUGUGUCGUGUGUCCAGUUCGUGAAUGGCAAGGAGCGAGUGGUGCCAGAAGAGAACUGCCAUUCGGCCGUGAAACCAGCCACCACGGCGCCCUGCCUGGUGCGGGUCUGCACCUUUAAAUGGGAGGUGAAGCCGUGGAGCCAGUGUUCGGUACCCUGCGGAUACGGGAUCCAGUCCAGAGCCGUGUCCUGCAAGGGACCCUCUAAGCCGGAGCCCCUCAGUCCCCUGAUGUGCAUGCACAUGCCCAAACCUAUCACCAUCCAAGGCUGCUACAUGGGCAGCUGCAGCCGCGUUCCUUCCAAUUCUGAUCCAACCUUUGACAUGGCUACCGCAACUCAUGCCAGCACAGAGGUCGACUUCACAGAGAUGCCUCCUCUGUCUCCAACCCCGAGCUACGCUGACUUCCGACAAAACCGCACGGGCCGCCUUCCUCCAAGUCUGACAGAAGCCACAACCAUACAGCAGAUCGCCACAACUACCGCCCCAACCAAUACGUCCACUACAUGUGGAAAGCUCCUCUUGGAGGAGUCGGGAACAGUUGACCUGAGGGGGGUCCGCAGCGGCUGCAUGGUGUCGAUCGGCCGGCCACUCGACGAGGUCAUUCACAUCAAAGUGAUUUCCAGCUCCUUGAACUGCAGAAAAAAGGAGUAUGUGGCAUUUUUUGACCGACUGGCCUUGGUGAGAAAGUGUGUGCAGCUAGAAAAUAGUGAACUGACCAGCAGGACCAACGUUCUGCUAGUGCGUCAGAGUCUGCCGACGCCUGGGAGUGGGAUAGUUUUCACCUACACUUCAGAGAAAAACACCAAGAGGAGUCAUCGAGAUUGCGACAUGCAGCUGUUUUCCCCCAGCGGUGUCUUUGAGAAUCCAAUAACGCCCAACACUAACCACACCUGUCGAGUGCUCAUCAAUGCCCCUCCUUCAGUGAAGAUCAGGAUCCAAGCGCUACACAUAGGAUUAGUAUUCAACGCCACCAACUCCCAGUCUACAUACAUUAUGAUCCGGGACAUGGACGUCUUAAAGACCAACGUGUUUAAAGGCCAGCAGCUGUUUCUAUGGCACUCCUCUGGAAAUAUGGCCGAGAUUGAAUUUCAUGGAGACUACCUGCAUUCAGAAGGCAGCUUCAGAGCCCAAUAUUCCUACAUGUGACUUUGACAGUGGUUUUUACCUACCUGGAGAAGGUUUUGUGACAGAAACACACGCCUGUUUUUGCUGAGGAAGGCGACAUAAGCAGCAUUCAUUU